Messenger RNA from Cyclopterus lumpus (lumpfish), 2118 nucleotides. RefSeq names its product ALG3 alpha-1,3- mannosyltransferase (gene alg3). Gene Ontology annotation, cellular component: endoplasmic reticulum. NCBI's taxonomy places the organism in Eukaryota, Metazoa, Chordata, Actinopteri, Perciformes, Cyclopteridae. Gene Ontology annotation, molecular function: dol-P-Man:Man(5)GlcNAc(2)-PP-Dol alpha-1,3-mannosyltransferase activity. The transcript has 9 exons. The coding region runs from base 25 to 1344 and encodes 439 amino acids. The record is from RefSeq and is a predicted model, not a curated record.
GUGGUCGCUUCAUACGCCGCCGAGAUGGCAGGAGGUGUGCGGAAGAAAUCUCCGGGUUCCCCGUCAGCACUGUGGGGGAAACUUCACACGCUGUGGCAGGACAAACACAUGGUCCUGUUCAAGACGGAGUACACGUUACUGGUCGUUUCCGUUCUGUGGUUCCUGGAGAUCGGGAUCAACGUGUGGGUCAUACAGAAAGUAGCAUACACCGAGAUAGACUGGAAAGCCUACAUGGAUGAAGUAGAGGGAGUCAUCAAUGGUACCUACGACUACACCGAGCUUAAAGGAGACACCGGCCCGUUAGUGUACCCGGCUGGCUUUGUCUACAUCUUCACAGCACUCUACUACAUUACCAGCCGUGGGGUGAACAUCCGUCUGGCGCAGUACAUAUUUGCUGCUUUCUACCUCAUCACACUGCUGCUCGUCUUCAGGAUAUACUACCGCACGAAGAAGGUUCCGCCCUAUGUGUUCUUCUUUGUGUGCUGUGCUUCAUAUCGGAUACACUCUAUCUUUGUGCUGCGUCUCUUUAAUGACCCUGUGGCAAUGAUGCUGCUGUUUGCAGCUGUCAACCUCUUCAUGGAUGGAUACUGGACUCUGGGCUGCGGCCUUUACAGUUUAGCAGUGUCUGUGAAAAUGAAUGUGCUCCUGUUUGCUCCGGGACUACUUUUGCUCCUCCUAUCUGAGUUUGGUCUAAUCAGGACAAUUCCCAAACUCUCUCUGUGUGCAGUCAUACAGCUUUUGCUAGGUCUGCCUUUCCUCCUGGAGAAUCCCAUGGGUUAUAUGAGCCUGGCGUUUGAUCUUGGCCGUCAGUUUAUGUUCAAAUGGACGGUCAACUGGCGCUUCCUGCCAGAAUGGCUGUUCUUAAAUCGUUACUUCCACUUCCUCCUGCUGGCUGUCCACCUGCUAACCCUGCUGCUCUUUGCUCUCCGCCGUUGGAAGAGGCCAGAAGAAAGCCUCUUCGAACUCCUCAAGGAGCCAAGCAAGAGGAAAACACCUGCUCAGAAAAUCCCUGUUGAUCAGAUGGUGCUCAUUCUGUUCAGCUCUAACUUCAUUGGCAUGUGCUUCAGUCGUUCGUUGCACUACCAGUUCUACGUCUGGUACUUCCACACGCUGCCUUUCCUGCUCUGGAGUGGAGGAGUGAAGAAGCUGGCCCACCUGCUCAGAGUUCUUAUCCUGGGUUUGAUCGAGCUUUCAUGGAAUACCUACCCCUCUACAAACAGCAGCUCGGCCGCCCUCCACGUCUGUCAUCUCAUCAUCCUCCUCUGUUUGUGGCUGGCUCCGCCGCUGCCUUCCGCCCCAGCAGAAACACAAGAACAUACACCCGUCAAGGACAAACGCCAGUGAGCCACAGCCUCAUCAGACUGGACGUCAUAUUUAAGUCUAAUCAGCUGCUGAAUAGCCUCCACCACCCUCCUCUUUUUGAGCCUCACAGCGGUGCAGAGUGAGGCUGUGGGACAGACUGUGUUACAAGUGAAUUCAAGGAGCCAUUUAAUGCUUCACAUCUCAGCUAACUACUUAAAGUGAAGGAAGAUAAUGUGUGGGUGCAGUCUGCAGAGAGAUACCUACACGAUGAAGUAGUCCCUUGCAGUUUAAGAUAUGAAAAGAGAAAGAAAAUAGGGAUUCUCAGGUUUCAUAUUUAGAUACAAGAGUGGAGUAGAGUGCUAAGAGGAAAUUGUGAAUUUCAACAGGCCAAUUUACUUUUCCUUUACUUGAUAGUCUGAUAUUAUACAAAAUUAUCAAGAUAUCGUUGAUAUGGUACAGAACUUGUACGCAGCACCAAAAGCUUUGAAUUCAUUGCAAUCAAGCAGUAGGCUGCGGCAUUUCCAAUUGCCACAGUAGUUGCAAUAUUCUCCAGUACAAGGCCAAAAAUAUGUUCUAGUAGUUGUAUAAUUUUACACAAAUGUGUAAACUAAGCUGUAGACAAUCAUGGGUAUUUGUCUGAUUUGUGACAUAAUUGAUUAAUCUUCUGUUGUGAGUGGCUCACUUCACUAAGUCAAUUUAAUUUGAAAAUCUGGCAGUAGACUGAGACUGCAAACGCAUGACAUUUUAUAUUAAACAAAGUUUUUUCUUCUUCUUUCAUGUAUGUUUAUGUUACACAUUAAAACAAAUGGAAUUCUA